Messenger RNA from Lachnellula hyalina, 1422 nucleotides. RefSeq names its product General transcription and DNA repair factor IIH subunit (gene TFB2). The record is from RefSeq and is a predicted model, not a curated record. Gene Ontology annotation, biological process: nucleotide-excision repair. Gene Ontology annotation, molecular function: double-stranded DNA binding; ATPase activator activity. NCBI's taxonomy places the organism in Eukaryota, Fungi, Ascomycota, Leotiomycetes, Helotiales, Lachnaceae. The transcript has 4 exons. The coding region runs from base 1 to 1422 and encodes 473 amino acids. Gene Ontology annotation, cellular component: transcription factor TFIIH holo complex; transcription factor TFIIH core complex.
AUGUCGGUCUCUUCUCUCGCCUCCUUCGAGUACCUGGAAGGGCUUCCCGGUACAACAUUCAGAAGGCUAUACCUACAACCCUCCACGACUUUGGCCAUCUUCAGGCGCAUGCUACCUCAUCUGGCAAAAACAUUCGUCAUGGCUAUGUUGUACAUGACCAAGCCUAUACCACUUACAGAUCUCGACCUUUGGGUCCAUCCAAGUAGCAAGAGACAACCAACCGAAGCCCUCUCUCUACUGUCUCGACUUCAUAUCGUCCAUAUAACGGCACGUACUCGAGACGAACCGCAGGUGGUGUCCCUAACGAAAGCAUUCGGGUCUUCCUUACGGCUCGCCUUGACUGGCGGUGGUGACCACCAAUCAUUCGGAGUUCCAUCGAAUGACUCUACCACGGCAGAUGUAGAUCUCAACUUCCUCGACGAUUAUGCACAAAUGCAAUGGGAAGGGAUCUUGCAUUUUGUAGUGAGCAGUGUGGGGGAGGGUAUGCGUCAAAAUACGCAGGGCCCGACUCCCGCAGUCAAGCAAUUACUUGAGUCUGGGAAUCUAGUUACGAGAGCGAGACAUUCUGGCGGAGGUAUCACACAAGCUGGUUUUUCAUUUCUGUUACAGGAGGCUAAUGCCCAAGUUUGGACGCUACUCCUACUGUGGAUUAAGAAUGCGAAACAGAUGGAAAUGGAUUCUGUCGAUGUUCUAUCGUUCCUCUUCAUGCUAGGAUCUCUUGAACUGGGGCGCGCGUAUAGCACCACCACACUUACGGACUCGCAAAAGCAAAUGAUCACCUACUUGGUAGACUUUGGCUUGGUCUACAUUCCUCCAUCGUCGAAGAAUCAGUUUUUCCCUACGCGGCUGGCUACGACCCUUACUUCCGAUGCUACUGCUCUGCGUAGUGUGGCAGCUGGCUUUGAUGCUGCGCAUACGAAUGCUGCAGCGCAGAAAGGAUUCAUAAUCAUCGAAACGAAUUAUCGAUUAUACGCAUAUACUACCUCUCCUCUGCAAAUCGCCGUCCUCUCACUCUUCACAAAACUCACCACUCGUUACCCCAAUAUGGUUUCCGGGCGUAUAACACGAGAAUCCAUAUACAGGGCUAUUUCACAUGGCAUCACAUCCGACCAAGUGAUCUCGUACCUCUCCACACACGCGCAUCCUCAACUGCUUAAAGCCUCAGCUGCACAUGGUGGAGGACCUGUUCUCCCUCCUACGGUAGUGGACCAGAUCCGGCUUUGGCAGAUCGAAAACGAAAGAAUGAAAGCGACGUCUGGAUUUCUCUUUAAAGAAUUCGAAAACCAGCAAGAGUACGAUGGGUGCGCGAAGUAUGCAGAUGAAGUUGGGGUCCUCGUCUGGAAAAGCGAUCCCAAAAGGAUGUUUUUCGUAAGCAGAGUGGAGCAACUGAAGGAUUACAUCAAAAGUCGAAAGAUGAAGUAG